CUCCUUUCUGAGCUUGGCAUUUUCAGCAGCCCCGGGCCAUGUGCCAGUCCAGAGCAGGCAGAACCCUGUUGUGCUGAUAACCCAAUUUCCCAACCCAAACGGUACCACCGGGCCCUAAGAAAGCAGAUUCCACCUCAAAAACACAGCUUUGGGACAGCCAGAGGAGGAGCUACGUUUACUGACUGCCCUGCCAAAUAGGUUUGGUUUUCCAGUGGAUGCCCGGAGGAGACAUGGCCAGGCCGCUGCUGGGCGGGGGGCGCGCGGAGGGCGGCCCCGCGCCGGCCGGCCGGGCCGUGGGCGUGCUGGGCAGCGGCGACUUCGCGCGCUCGCUGGCCGUGCGCCUCGUCUGCUCCGGCUUCAGGGUGCUGGUGGGCAGCCGCAACCCCAAGCGCAAGGCCGGGCUCUUCCCCGCCGCGGCCGAGGUCACCUGCCGGGCGGAGGCCGUGAAGAGGGCGGAUGUCGUCUUUGUGGCCGUCUUCAGGGAGCACUACUCCACCCUCUGCGACCUGGCUGACGUGCUGGUGGGCAAGAUCCUGGUGGACGUCAGUAACAACACCGAGAUCAACCAUCACAAGGAGUCCAACGCGGAGUACUUGGCCUCCCUGUUCCCAGCCUGCACCGUGGUGAAGGCCUUUAAUGUGGUUUCUGCGUGGACGCUGCAGUCGGGUGCCAGGGAUGGAAAUAAGCAGGUUCUGAUCUGCUCAAAUAGCCAAGAAGCCAAGCGCACCGUAGCAGAAAUUGCCCAGGCCAUGGGCUUCACCCCUGUGGACAUGGGCUGCAUGGCAUCAGCCCGUGAGAUCGAGAACAUUCCCCUGCGCCUCCUGCCAGCCUGGAAAAUCCCCAUCUUCUUGGCUCUGGGGCUUUUUCUUUGCUUCUUCACCUACAACCUGAUCCGGCAGGUCAUCCACCCGUACAUCAGGGAGCAGAAGAACAAGCUGUACAAGAUCCCCAUCGAGGUGGUGAACACCACGCUGCCCUGCGUGUCCUACAUCAUGCUGUCUCUGGUCUACCUGCCCGGGGUGCUGGCAGCCUGCUCCCAGCUCUACUACGGCACCAAGUACCGGCGCUUCCCAGACUGGCUGGACCAGUGGCUGCAGCACAGGAAGCAGAUGGGUCUGCUGAGCUUCUUCUGUGCAGCCCUGCACGCUGUGUACAGCCUGUGCCUGCCCCUGCGCCGCUCCCACCGCUACCUGCUGAUCGAGACGGCCGUCAAGCAGGCUGUGGAGAAGAAGAUGACAAUCUGGGUAGAGGAGGAAGUCUGGAGGAUGGAGAUUUAUAUCUCUGUUGGAAUAAUUGCCCUGGGCUUGCUGUCGUUACUUGCCAUCACUUCACUUCCAUCCAUCGCAAACUCUCUCAACUGGAGGGAAUUCAGUUUCAUUCAGUCCUCCCUUGGAUUUGUUGCCUUGGUGAUCAGCACUCUGCACACACUCACGUACGGCUGGUCGAGAGCCUUCGACGAGAGUCAGUACAAAUUCUACCUGCCCCCAACCUACACCCUCACACUGCUUGUCCCAUGCACUGUCAUCAUAGCCAAAGUCAUCUUCAGUUUGCCCUGCAUCCAGCACAGACUUCUGCGGAUCAGGAGGGGCUGGGAGAAGGGCAGAUACGUCAAAUUUGUUCUGCCCAGCGCGACGGGGGAAUUUUCCAGCGGGGAGACCUCCAGUAAUGUCUGACAGCCCCAGCUUUGAGGAUUGCAAAGCACUAUCAACGUUUCUAUAAAGGUGUUUCUUUUUCUUAAAUAUAUGUAUGUUUUGGUAUAAUGGUAUUGUGGAUAAAAAAAAAAAUAAAAUUUGGUGACUUUAGAAAAUGGAUGGCCAUCAAACUAGGUUAGACAGUAGAGGUUAAAUUAUAUUGCUGAUUUGCUAGGACAAUUAUUGCCUUAAAAAUGACUGUGAGAGCCAAGCUAGCAGCACUAACAUACACAGGAAACUGAUGGACUGUUAGUCAGAUCAGUCACUUGAUGUGCUGGCUGGCAGCUCCCCAAACCAGUACUUCUGGGUUGCUUUCCUAGCUGCUCUCAUAAAUUUCAAUGCCUUUCUUUUUAAUACAAGGUUGCACAGAUUUUCUGGGGUUUAUGACUGCAAAGAUACCCUGCCUCUUGAGUGUAUGGAUCAAUCAAGGCAGUGAGGUUUACAAAGAUCAAUUGCCUCUGGUUUUGUUCUCUUCAAUGAACUCUGCGGACAAGUCAGAACAGCUAUAUUUAUGUUAUUGUGACAGCAGAUGUUACUAAAAAUCAUCAAAUCUGACAGCAAGCCCAGUAUCCCUGUUCUCUCAAACACAGACAGCACUUCUGGUCCUGGAAGCAGUGCCUGAUGCAUGUUUAUAAGUUGAGGAAAUAAAGCACCUUUACCAGCAGUAUAAAAGCAUUUGAGAGAGAGACAUCCCCAAUACCAGACGUCUGGUCUGCACUGCUGGCUCUGAGAUGACAGCUACUGCUGCAUGUUCUCUGUUACACUGAGCCAAAGUUUCAAGCAGUAUUUGAUUGAAAUAGAGCGAGGAUAAUUACUGGAAAGGCCUGCUGCUUCACAAAAUUACAUGGAGAAAACCAAGGCCUCCCAACUGGCUUUACAUCAAAUAAUAGGGUGAAGCUUUUAGAAAUCGCUGUCACCUGAACAUUCCCAUUUAAGCAAACAAAACAGCAGCUCUAAACCCACUGGUUUCACUAGCAAUAAGAAGAUCUUUGAACAGUCCUGCAAAGGAAUCAUCAAAUCUUGACCACAACGUGAAAACAUGGUAGUUGUAUAUUUUAGGCACAAUCCUUCAUUGCCCUAAACCUUAAAAAGACACUUGUUAGACCACAGAGCAGGUAUGAAAUACUCUUCUGACUUCAUACCCACUGUGGACAAGGCAAAGAAGAUUUCUGUCCUCAUUUCAUGCUUCACCUGUCACUUUCUAUGAAGUUCUUACUCUUUAUCAGAAUAACUCUAGGUUUUGGACAUCCAAAUCACCCAACAGUGAAUGGACAGCCAUUCACUAAAGGUCAUUUAAAGCAAGCAAUGGGGGUGACACAAGAAGACUACCUCAGUAAGGACAGGCACAAGGACAUUCCUGGAACAGCCUCAUUUUCCUGCAGUUAAGGAAAAGACACUCAGUGUUCAGUAUUGCUUUGAGAAACAAGAGCUGUCAGCAGCAAAUGAGGUACAGCUUGAGGGACAAGGAAAGACUUGUUAAUAUAAAGGGCAGGGGGAAUUAUCAGCUUUGGGGUACAUAAGCCCUUCUACAAGCCAACAUUGCUCCCAUAACCUGGAAGAGUUCUACACAGACAGAGACUCAUAACAAUUCCCUGUUUAGUCUCAAGUAACUACAGUGAGUAAUAUUCUCCAAAUAUUACUCAUGUGGCCAGUGAUGAUACUGAGUGUUAGUUCUUGCAUAACACUUACAGUAAAGUCUCCAAAUGCUGCUUCUUUUUGCUGAAUAAUAAACUGGCUUAGGGGAAAGCCUAGAUUUCAUAGUCAGGUGAUUUUCUUGUUGCUGUUUUGAUGGGGUUUGGACAACAUGGUGAAGGUGCCAUUCUUUACCACUGUCCAAGCUGACUUUAUUAGGUUUCCCCAUCCACCUCCAGAACUUAGCCCAGAUUGGCACCUGACCAAAUCACUCUCCAAGAAGACUGAUGACCCAAAGCUAUCUAUUUCAUGGAUUUGAGACAGUUUCACCUGAAUAUAAUUCCACCCACUCCAGUUUAACUCAUCCUUGAGGGAAGACUGGAUUCAGCAAGCCUGGUUUUUUAGUGGUCUUUGCCAUUUCAUCAUCAAGCAAAGGCAACAAAAAAGUUUACACACUUUAUAGCAUAUUUCAAUGCCUUUUUUUCCCAUGUAGGUAUCUUUUCACAUCUUUAGGUCAGGCAACACUACUGUCUGGCAGACAAAAAAGAUUAGGAGGCAAGGAAAGAGCAUUACACAGGCUCCCCUUGUCUUCAAGGGGAAAAGAAUAGUUUAUUUUGAGUCACUGCAAGGUCAAAGACACCUUUCUCCCCAGCAGAAGGUUUGUACCCUUGCUUUGUUUACAUGACUUUCAUGCCUGCAAACCCUUUCCCAUGGCAAAGGGACAGUUUCCAUGAGCAGAAGGGGAGUCAGUGAGUCAGCAUGGUGCUUUUCAGAUGGACACAAGCCCAAAGGGACAGACAAGCCAGCUCAAAAUCCCCACAGCUACUGCAGCUCUGCAGCAUCUAAAAAAAAGCUGGUCAGCUGUCUCCAGGUAAUGCCUGUGCCAACAGGCUGGCCAGACACCCAUCAUCCCCUUUGAAAACCAAAACAAAUUCUUUUAAAUGCAGAACAGCAUUGCACAUGAUGCCCUCUGUAUUCAUCUGGUCCUUAAAACAUGUGACACAGCAGUUUGAGUCAUUUCUUCUGAUUCUGGAAUGCUGAAAAUGAAACUAAGGAAUUUUUUAAUUAUCUUUUCUCUAAGCAUUUUUGAUGUGCAUAGGAUAUUCAGUGAGAUUUGCUUAAAAUUUACCAUUUACCUGGUUUUGUACUUGAAGUUUUUCUCUCUGUAUAUAUGUAUACAUACACACACACACACACAAAUAUAUAUAUAUCUUAUUGCAGAAUAUAUAGCUUGAAUGUAAAAAUCUUUGUAUUUUUAUUUUCUGUACUGCCUAUGUGCCUCUGGGAUAUGUAAAAACCAAAUGAAAAGCUGUAAGAGUAAGGCCAGUUUUAAUCACUGGCCUCUGUAGUUAUAUAAAGAUAUUCUGAACAGGUCUACAUAAUUAUA
This is a messenger RNA of Oenanthe melanoleuca, 4710 nucleotides long. It is a transcript of the gene STEAP3, whose product is annotated as STEAP3 metalloreductase. Gene Ontology annotation, molecular function: ferric-chelate reductase (NADPH) activity; cupric reductase (NADH) activity. The coding region runs from base 216 to 1673 and encodes 485 amino acids. Lineage: Eukaryota; Metazoa; Chordata; Aves; Passeriformes; Muscicapidae. Gene Ontology annotation, biological process: copper ion import. Gene Ontology annotation, cellular component: plasma membrane; endosome. The record is from RefSeq and is a predicted model, not a curated record. The transcript is spliced from 5 exons.